AUGGACACGAACCAGGGCGUGGUGGCGGUGGUGAAGCCGGCGCUGGCGAAGGGGACGCCGUCGGCGUCGUUCCGGCUCCGCAACGGGAGCCUGAACGCGGUGCGCCUCCGCCGCGUGUUCGACCUGUUCGACCGCAACGGGGACGGCGAGAUCACGGUGGACGAGCUGGCGCAGGCGCUGGACGCGCUGGGCCUGGACGCCGACCGCGCCGGCCUAGCCGACACCGUCGGCGCCUACGUGCCCAACGGCGCCGCGGGCCUCCGCUUCGAGGACUUCGACAAGCUCCACCGCGCGCUCGGGGACGCCUUCUUCGGCGCGCUCGCGGACCAGCAGGACGACGCCGCCAGCGCCGGGGCGGACGGCGGCAAGGGCGGCGAGGAGGACGAGCAGGAGAUGCGGGAGGCGUUCAAGGUCUUCGACGUCGACGGCGACGGCUUCAUCUCCGCCGCCGAGCUGCAGGAGGUGCUCAAGAAGCUGGGACUCCCCGAGGCCAGCAGCAUGGCCAACGUCCGGGAGAUGAUCUGCAACGUCGACCGCGACAGCGACGGCCGCGUCGACUUCGGCGAGUUCAAGUGCAUGAUGCAGGGGAUCACCGUCUGGGGCGCCUGA
Messenger RNA from Miscanthus lutarioriparius, 609 nucleotides. The record is from the annotation of a GenBank genome assembly. Lineage: Eukaryota; Viridiplantae; Streptophyta; Magnoliopsida; Poales; Poaceae.